AUGAGUGAUGACUCGCACGUAGAAACAAAAGUUGUCUUGGACCCAAAAACCGGGGAAGAACGAACGCUUUCCUAUGAGCUAUUUCAAGUCAUAGGCUCGGGGAGUUUUGGCAUUGUUAUGAAGGCAAAGAUAGUAGGGAGCCAACAAUACAUCGCUGUUAAGCGUGUAUUCCAGGACAAGCGAUACAAGAAUCGAGAGCUCCAAAUCAUGCGUGCCAUAUCCCACCAAAAUAUCGUAAAUUUAAUAGCAUUUUUUCACACCCACAAUCCAACAAAUGAUGAAACUCACUUAUCCUUGUUGCUUGAAUACUCACCAGAAACUGUGUUUGAGGAUAUGAGAUGGUACACUCGGCGUCAUAAAUCUCUUUCUACGCUUUCCAUUAAAAUAUACGCAUUCCAGAUUUUCCGCGCUCUUUCUUACUUACAUAGCACCGGAAUCUGCCAUCGCGAUAUUAAACCUCAGAACCUUUUAGUCGAUUAUCGAACUGGUGUCUUGAAACUAUGUGAUUUUGGAAGUGCAAAAAUAUUAAUUCCUUCUGAGCCCAACGUUUCUUAUAUUUGCUCACGUUAUUACAGGGCACCUGAAUUGGUGUUUGGAGCAACCCAUUACACCACCAAAAUUGAUGUUUGGUCGGCCGGCUGUGUCAUAGCGGAAUUGAUUUUAGGUCGCCCAUUGUUUCCUGGAGAUAGUAGCGUGGAGCAAUUGGUGGAAAUUAUAAAAGUUCUUGGAACGCCUACUCAACAAGAAAUCACUUCCAUGAAUCCUAAUUACGUCCAUCACGCUUUACCAAAUGUACGUCCACACUUCCUGGAAUCAAUUCUACCAAAACAUGUACCAAAGAAUGUUUUGGACCUAUUAAAGAGUAUUUUGGUUUACGUACCCUCCAAACGUAUUUCUGCGAUUGAAGUCCUUACUCAUCCAUUCUUUGACGAACUACGCGACCCGAAUGUAAAAUAUAGUGUUGAGAGAGAUUCCGAUGUUCAUGAUUUACCACUUCCUCCACUAUUUAAUUUCUCUUUGGAGGAGCUUUCCAUUCGCCCUAAUUUAAAUAAGAGCAUACUACCACCGCACGAAUACGAAAACCUCGAUGUUGAUAUUAAUAAUUUCAAGCCUAUGUUAGUCAAACAGGCAAACCUCGAUGUUUGA
Messenger RNA from Schizosaccharomyces osmophilus, 1146 nucleotides. RefSeq names its product serine/threonine protein kinase Gsk31 (gene gsk31). Bases 1 to 1146 code for a protein of 381 amino acids. Gene Ontology annotation, cellular component: cytoplasm. The transcript is spliced from 3 exons. Lineage: Eukaryota; Fungi; Ascomycota; Schizosaccharomycetes; Schizosaccharomycetales; Schizosaccharomycetaceae. Gene Ontology annotation, biological process: signal transduction; protein phosphorylation. Gene Ontology annotation, molecular function: protein serine/threonine/tyrosine kinase activity; ATP binding; protein serine/threonine kinase activity. The record is from RefSeq and is a predicted model, not a curated record.